UUGUUCCACAGAAACACGAGCUGACAUUAGUAGCCUUACUAGUCCCCUGGCCUUUGUUGAAAGAUUUCUCCUUGCUGGGGAGACAGUUAAAGGGCAGUAGAAAAAAGGAGAGAGAAUGAGUUCAUCUUGGACAAAAGAACAGAACAAGCUCUUUGAGAGGGCACUGGCAACGUAUGACGAGCACACGCCAGACCGCUGGCAGAAUGUGGCACGAGCAGUCGGUGAUGGGAAGACAGUUGAGGAAGUGAAGAGGCACUAUGUAAAGUUGCUUAAGGACCUGCAGCGCAUUCACGGAGGCAGUCAAGGAUCUCACUACAGCACAUCCGGCGCUAGCAGUAGCAACAUCAACUCUUCAGGUGGUGCCAAUGAGGACCACAGGAGAAUGUACCUGAACCCACAGUGAACGUGAUCUUAGGGGAGCUGCUAAUCCAGAGUCUAAAGAAAGCAGCAUGCCUUCCAGCAAAACCAAAACAUAACCGAGUCUCACUAAAGAUGUUACAGUCGCUAUAUUAUUGAGCUUAUGUGCUCUUGUAUUUUGUGUGGGUACGUGCGCGCGCGUGCACAUGUCAUCAGUAUUGUAGUGAUCUUGAGUGGUUACUAGUCGAGAUCUCGUUUGAUAUACUUAUAUAUCUGAUGUGGGCAUCGCUACCUGAUGAAAAAUACGCUGUUUGUCUACAUGAUUGAAACAUAUUUCGCUGUUUA
Messenger RNA from Lolium rigidum, 702 nucleotides. RefSeq names its product protein RADIALIS-like 3. Lineage: Eukaryota; Viridiplantae; Streptophyta; Magnoliopsida; Poales; Poaceae. The transcript is spliced from 2 exons. The record is from RefSeq and is a predicted model, not a curated record. Bases 116 to 403 code for a protein of 95 amino acids. Gene Ontology annotation, molecular function: DNA-binding transcription factor activity.